Aureobasidium musti is the source of this 924-nucleotide messenger RNA. The record is from the annotation of a GenBank genome assembly. NCBI's taxonomy places the organism in Eukaryota, Fungi, Ascomycota, Dothideomycetes, Dothideales, Saccotheciaceae.
GUUUUUGUCAUGGCACAUUGCGCUCUCUUGAUGGGAUUGCUAGAACUAGGAUUUGGAGUGUUAUUGACACUGGGGACACAAGCUGGUAUUCACAGAGCUGCAAAGCUGGUCUUUGCAAGUAGGGUUCUACUCUCUCUUAUCCUUGGAACCUCAAAACUGUCGGCUUUGCUACUUAUACGCCGUCUCUUACCACCACAUUGUGUACGCACAUAUAUUUGCAAUACUGGAAUCGUGCUGGUUAUCAUCUGGGGUGUCAUGGCUAUACUUACCACAAAUGCAAAUUGCUCGCCUAGUCACAUGUUACUAGAAGGCAAAGAGAAUAGCUGUCAAUACCUGGAUACUCGAAUCAGCAUUACCAUGGCUUUGAGUUGUGCUACCGAGCUAGGGGUACUCUGUCUUGCUAUUGCUUUCUUCAACCAAUUCCAAGUAGAGCCACAUCAGAGAAAAUGGGUCUUGAUGGCUUUUGUGCUGCGUUUACCCAUCGUCUACCUCCUCACCUACCUCCACUUCCUCUCCUACGGCAACUCAAGCAUCUCUUUUAUUCCCGUCGCCAUCUUCCAACAAAUCCUAGCCACUUACUCUUUUGCCGCUUCCACUUCUUCCGCUUUCUUCCCUUUCACCCUUCCCAUCCUUACCUCCCCUUAUUCAUCAAACUCUUCACUCAAGAAUCUCUCACGCAGUAAACUUGCCAGACGCAUGUCUACACCCAUGUCCUUUNUUGGAGACAAGAUGAGAGGAGACAGGGAAGUGUUUACACACAAAGCAAGGGUGUUUGCUGAUGUCAAAGGGGUUGCUAGAAGAGAGAGUGAGCGGAAAGCUAGAUUGCAGAAUAAGCAGAGGGGAAUAGGACACAGAAGUGAAGAGAGUCAAGAGAGUUUGAAGGGAAUUGUCAGGGAGGAGACUUUUGAGGUGCAGGUUGUGUAG